CAGGUUAUUCAUUCAACCGAUUUUGAGUAACUUUUACUUUCUAUCUUCAUGGUGAUAAUGAUAUUCACUGAAAACAAGAGCGGAAAAAGGCCUCGGGAAUAGAUACACUUAUUAUACACUUUUCUUUGAAAAGGAAAAAAAAUCAACAUUUUAUUUAUACUUUGAUUCUUGUUUUUAAUUUUGUUAAAAUAUAUUACGUUAUCAACGAUUCUAAUUAAUCUGUGAUCUGGUUGAUUGUUUAAGUUUCUCGAUUUACUGUUAAUCAACCAGUUUUUUAUUAUUAUUAUUAUUUUAAUUUCUGUUAAUCUAAACAGCUCCUAAUGGACAAUUAAGAUGAUGUUGUAAUUGAACUGGUCAUUUAUUCAACCAUUUUAAUUAUCGUUCAAUGAGAACAUUUUGUUUACAUUAACUGUCGUUAUAUUUAUCAAUCGAAACUUUUUUUUUCCUUGUCAAUGUUUUAAUGUCACAUUAAACUUAUUGAUCGGCUCAACUUUAACCUGACCUUUUAAUAUGAGAACAAUUAACUGAUCAUCGGCAAAUAAUUGAUUGAAUUUACAUCCAUAUCGAUAUUUCAUCUGUUCAUCUCAUUUUACUUUUUCUUUCAUUGAGUUUCCUUUGUUUCUUUGUGAUACAAUUUUCAACAUUGUGCUCAUUUUAAAUCAACACGUUUUGGGCUUGGCUCUAUUUCCAAGCCCUUUCUUAUUACAUCUUUGUACCUGGUGAAAUAACUUGAAUCUAUUGGUCUAAUUGUUGUUACGUGAUAUUUAAUUGUGUGAUCUAAUUGUUAGUCCAAAUGGAGGUCGAGGAAACUGUUGCUGUUAAGGUGAAACAAUUACAAGUCUCUUAUGGACCAAAAAUUGCUCGAAAUGUUGUCCUGGAUAAUGUGAAUACAACGAUUCCGAUGGGCCAAAUUUAUGGCCUUCUUGGACCAAGUGGUUGUGGUAAAACAACGUUACUCAAAUGUAUCAUGGGCUGUCGUCAACCGGAUCAGGGGGAAAUAUCAAUAUUUGGUUACCCGGCGGGAUCACCUGAAAGUGGAGUACCUGGUGUGGGUGUUGGUUUUAUGCCCCAGGAUAUUGCUCUUCAUGAUGAUUUAACCGUUGAGGAAAUGUUGAUUUACUUUGGUAAUCUUUAUCUGAUGCCACCAAAGAUCCUUUAUCAACAGAUUAACCUUUUAAUCAAAUUAUUUGAUUUACCUGAUCCAAAUCAGUACAUUGGGACACUUUCAGGGGGUCAAAAGCGAAGGGUUUCCCUUAUGUCCGCUUUACUCCAUCGACCAAGACUAUUGAUUCUCGAUGAACCGACUGUCGGGGUUGAUCCUGCAUUGAGAGAGAGAAUUUGGAAAUUUCUAGUCGAGCUCACAGUUAACGAAAGAAUAACCGUCAUAAUCACCACCCAUUACAUUGAAGAAUGUCGAAGAGCCGAUUCUGUUGGAUUCAUGAGUAAAGGACAAGUUCUGGUCGAAGGAGCGCCAAAUGACCUGAUGAAAAGAUAUAAUUCCAAUUCAUUAGAAGAUGUUCUAUUUCGAAUUUGUGUAAAUAAGAAGUUAAAAUGUUCGAAAUUGACAAAGAUGGACCAUGAAGAAAACGAUAAAAACGGUGAACCUAAACAAGUUAAUCUAAAGCUACCUAAGGAAAUAAUGAUCUCAAAUAGUCCAGUUUCAAAUAAGGACAAUGUUCAAAUGAUCAGACUGGACAAUCAAUCAACUUACGUUGAUAUCAAUGAGAUUGAUGAAUACAAACAAUUUAAAGAAACUGAUUGUAAACCAAGCUCAUCAAAGAUGAUAACCAGAAACUCUUAUCAAUUCAAUGAUUCAAUUGAAAGUGAAAUAAUUGAUUCUAAUGACGAUAAUAACAAUUACGAAGAUGAUAAUCAAAGUAGUCAAAAAGAUGUUCCUAAACUUGCACUUUUCUCACAAUUAAGAUCUUCAUCAACAUCUUCAGCAUCUUCAUCCAAUCCAUCGAUAUCUUCGUCAAACUCACCUCUCUCAUUAUCGUCUAAUUCAACUUCCGAUGAAAUGGACGAUUGGACAAUACGAUUUCGCUGUUUGGUCUGGCGACAAAUGAUCCAAAAUAUCCGUCGCCCUGAGCCGAUGAUCGGCCGUGUGAUUGUACCUUUGCUCGUUGUGAUAACUUAUUGUGCCUGCAUCGGCGGGACACCGCAAGGUCUAAAAAUGGCCAUAAUUAAUUACGAAAAUUGUUCAGCAUUAGCGUCCGGAGAGCCUUGUCUGAGUACAAGAUUAUUGGAACAAUUUAACUCUUUUGUAUUCACUAAAAUUCCUUAUGAUAAUGUAACUAAGGCACGAGAAGAUGUCAAGACACGAGAUCUAUGGGGUUACAUGGUGAUUAAGGCCAACUUUUCAUCGGCCAUCAUAUUGAAAACUCGAUUCGCCGAAAAGGAGUUCGAUGUGGUUGCCAAUGAUUCAAUUGUAAAAAUUCACGGUGAUAUAACUGGUAAAAUAUUAAUGAUAACCGUUGAGGUGACCAUCGAUGAAAUUUAUCAAGAUUUUAUAUUCACUGCGUUAAGAGAUAAAGGUUACAAUCCAUUUGUAGGCCAACUUCCGAUAAGACUUGAGAAAACGAUAUUCGGUGAGAAACAGAAAGUCGAUUAUCUUGGAGUUCGAGGAUUUGGUGGACCAGGAUUGAUUGUAAUCAUCACUUAUUCAAUAUCUUGUGCCAUUAUGGUUCUGGUCAUAAUUACCGAUAAAACUGACGGAAUGUUUGAACGUAAUUACGCUGCUGGUGUUUCCAUUGGACAGAUAAUAAUCUCACAUGUGACAACUCAAUUCUUUUUCUCGUCCAUCUCAACGUGUAUCAUUUUCUUCCUCUGCGUCUAUUUACUGGACAUUCCGUGUAAAGGGUCACCUUUUGAAGCCCUUGGAUUACUAUUACUCCAAUGUUUAGCCGGGAUUGGAACAGGAUUAUUGGUCGCAGCGGCACUUCCCACCCUUUCGGCUUGUGCGGUUGUUUGUAAUGCCAUUUUACUGGGUUCGUUUACACUUUCGGGUGUCCUUUGGACCAAUAAGACGCUUCCCUAUUACGCUAAAUGGGCCACAAUGUAUUUACCGGCGACUUUACCAGCAGAAGGACUUCGAACCAUAAUGACCAGAGGUUUACCGGCUUCGACUCCGAUCGCUUUCCAAGGAUAUCUGAUCACUUUUGCUUGGAUUGUUGGUCUUCAUUUGUUGAGUUACAAAAUAUUAGCAUUUGUGAAAAGAUGAUGAUUAAUGACAAACUUUAAUCAACUUUGACGUUUAAUUAUGUAUAUUAAAGAUAAUUUUAUAAUCUCUUGUCAUGAUUGUUUAUUUGUAACUUAGUGUUUAGUGUGUGUGUGUUGUGUGUUGUGUGUGUGAGUUAAAAAAAAUAUUACCAAGCAUUCCCAUUUUGUGAUUUUGUAGAAUUUAAAUAAAAGGAAAUAAUUUAAUGCAUAGAGA
Messenger RNA from Panonychus citri (citrus red mite), 3433 nucleotides. Its product is annotated as ABC transporter G family member 20-like. The transcript has a single exon. Gene Ontology annotation, cellular component: membrane. NCBI's taxonomy places the organism in Eukaryota, Metazoa, Arthropoda, Arachnida, Trombidiformes, Tetranychidae. The record is from RefSeq and is a predicted model, not a curated record. Gene Ontology annotation, molecular function: ATP binding; ATP hydrolysis activity; ABC-type transporter activity. The coding region runs from base 794 to 3220 and encodes 808 amino acids.